AUGCACCAUCACGAUGAUACGAAAGAGUCCAAUAACAUUGACCUUUUAAUCACCUUGAUGGACGGAGGCGUGGAUCAUGAUGUGGCUAGGCGCGUUCUACGAAAAUUCGAUGGCGAUGUUGAGAAGGCUGCCUCUGCCAUGAUCGAGGGCGACAGGGGAGAGGAGACGCAGUCGUCACUGUGGACGUCGCACUCACAGAUGGAGAUAAACCAGCCCAGACCCUUACCUCCUUCUGCUGUUCGCCCGAACUCACCAAUCAAUAUCGACCUCACGGGUGACGACGACCACAGCGACGAGUUAUCUCGCGCUUUGAAAGCGUCGCUCGAGACCGCCUCCCAAGAGGCUCCGAAGUUUGGACCGAGCGAGCGGCCUCCUGAUUCUAAUUGGGCGAUGGUGCCUUCCAAUAGUGAUGCUGCCGCAGACGACCUGGACCGCGCUAUACAAGCUAGCUUUGAGCAGGCUGAUACUGGCGACGAAUACCAGCCUUUACCCCUUGAUCAGCAAUGGCGGAAGGAAGGCUGGCCUGUGACUUUACGUCCAACGAAACACACGAUGGUCUACGCAGCUCUGAUUCUGCAGGCGCUCUUCUAUGUUCCGCAGAUUCGUGAACGCGUUGCUAAUUGGAGACCGGCUCUUCCCGAAGGCGCAACGGAAGCUGAACCCCCAACAGAUGGGCCAGAGCUCCUCAUGUGGAAGCUCGUCGAGACAUUCACCAAUAUGGAUCUUGCAAAGCUUGGGUUUAAGCCUGAGCCCUGGUCGAACCCGGCACAACCGCCGGGCGAGCUAUCUUAUCGAUUCUUCGAAAAGGUAGCAGGUGCCCUCGACAAAGUGUUUUCCCGUGAAUUUAUUCGCACUGGACAGGCAAACGCAUCAUGCAAGUUCCAAUAUGGGAACAGCAAUUUCGACGAGGAGCCCGGGGAGCUCCUGCAAGAUGCAUCCAUUGUCCGUGUCGAAGCACUUGGACCGAGCGAUACGAAUGACCUUGUCGGUCGCCUUUCUGCGCAGCUUACUCGAAAGGAUGAUACCAAGCAACGCCAGGUUAUUUUCGAGUCCUCGGAGAUGAUUGCGUUUCAUCUCAUGCGCUCGGGCACUGUCAUCGGCGAGCGCAAGCCAUUUAAAUACCCGAAGCACAUCUAUCUCGACCAGUUUUUGAAGGAAAACGUUGAGCUUGCAGAGAGCAAGUGGCAACAGCAGCGGGAACUUCAUGCAGACAUUCAAAAGCUAGUGUUGCAUAACAAGUCCUUGACUCACUUCAAUGACAAAGACACGCUAACAGACCUGCGUUCAUCGAUAUACUAUUACGAGAAUGUGGCAGAUGCAAAGGACGACGACGAACGUGCUCGAGUCGCCCAGAUCACGGCUAACAAACUAAAGAGCGUCCUCGCUCAGAUAGAGAAGGAAAUCGAAGCCGCGAAUUUCAAUAUUGCGAAGAUGCGUGACCGAGCAGCAACGCUCCUAGAUUGCCCUGAGCUCCAGCGCGCCAGAUAUGAUCUCCGCGUUGUACUAGUCCACAAUGGUUUGUACGGAAGGAAGCACCUCUAUUCUUAUGUGCAAGAGAAGGGUGCGUGGUGGAGGAUAGAGGAUACAUCCAUUACUCAGGUGUCCGAGGACAAUGUGCUGGAGGAUUCGGUAGGCCUGCAUCUCGGUGCAGGACCAUACCUCCUUUUGUAUUCGAGGGCCCUACCAGAAGGCGCAGAGCUACUGGAUCUCCAGUGGCCUCCGCCGAUCAAGAUUGACGUAGAGAACCACAAUCGUGUUUUAUCGGAGCAGUUGCGGUCUUCAGAAGCGGAGAGUGAUGCUAAUCAGGACAAAGAAAACUUGACCUAUCCUCAGGAAGACCCAAUGGAUGUUUUAUGA
Suillus paluster is the source of this 1857-nucleotide messenger RNA. RefSeq lists its product as uncharacterized. The coding region runs from base 1 to 1857 and encodes 618 amino acids. Gene Ontology annotation, biological process: protein deubiquitination. The transcript has 12 exons. NCBI's taxonomy places the organism in Eukaryota, Fungi, Basidiomycota, Agaricomycetes, Boletales, Suillaceae. Gene Ontology annotation, cellular component: cytosol; nucleus. Gene Ontology annotation, molecular function: cysteine-type deubiquitinase activity. The record is from RefSeq and is a predicted model, not a curated record.